CGAGGUUACUCUGUGAAAUAAAAAAAAUCUGGGAUUUAUUUUCACAUGUGAAGUUUGUGAACUAUUUUCUAAUAAAUUUUAAUUCAAAAACUGUUUUCAUGACCUAAAAAUUAAACCAAGAUAGUAUAAAGAGUUUAAUAAAAUUACCUAUUUCACAUUAGGUGAGUGUAAGAUAAUACUGAGGUAUAUUUUGAGAGGUUAUAUUUACAUGUUUGUAACCUAACCUAGGAAAAUGACGCAAAAGCAAGAAACAGAAACUAUGGAUGAGAAUUCAAAAUACAAGGACGGUGUGAACCGUAACGCCCGUCUUAUUGUGCGCAAUGUGUCCUUUAAAGCCACAGAGGAAGCUUUACGGGAACACUUUUCCCCUUAUGGAACUGUAGAAGAAGUUAAAUUGUUGAAACGACCUGAUGGCAAGCUCGUGGGCUGCGGUUUCGUGCACUUCACACAAGUGCCGAUGGCUAACAAAGCCAUGACCGCCACCAACAAGAAACCUUUUCUUGGCCGUCCUAUCAAUGUAGCCUGGGCUGUGACUAAACACAAAUAUGACGAGAAACUGCAAACUGAAGGAGCUAAAAAACAGCCGGAGAGUGCCCCACCUGAAGAAGAGAACAAAUAUAAGAAGUUUAAAAAAGAUGUCCCUGAAACUGCUCCUGUGAAAAACGAAAAACCUCAACCAAGAGUCAACAGAAAUGCUCGACUCAUAGUCAGAAAUAUUUCAUUCAAAAGUACAGAAGAAACUUUGAAGGAGCAUUUUGCACCUUACGGAGAGAUAUUAGAAGUGAAGUUACUGAAAAAGCCUGACGGCAAGUUGGUAGGAUGUGCUUUUGUGCACUUCAAGAAUGUCCCAAUGGCCAAAAAGGCUUUGUUGAACACCAAUAUGAAACCUUUUCUGGGCCGGCCAAUAUCUGUGGACUGGGCGGUGGCCAAGGACAAGUACAUGAAACAUGUGGUGGAGCAGCAGCUCCAACUGCAGGAGGAUGUGAAGAAGGAAGACUCGGACAGCGAUGAUGAGGGGGGCGCUCUGAAUGUGACGAGUGAUGAAGUGAAGGCUGAGGUUAAAAGUGAAUCAGACGAUUCUGAGACAGAAGUGAAGUCUGAAGAUGAUGAUGAUGAUGACAGCAGUGGCUCUGAUGAUGAUGAGAAAGAAGAAGAUGACGAUGAGGAAGAAGCGGAUGAUGAUGAUGACAAUGAUGUAGACAUGGAGGAAGACAACCAGAGUGAAACAGACACAGUUACUGAGAGACAAAGAAUAAAGCUAAACGACGCGGAAGACGGCUGCACAGUGUUCAUAACGAACCUGCCGUUCAGCGUGGACAACGACCAGUUGAGAGACUUCGCCGAGCGCACCGGGCGCGCGCGGUACGCGCUCGUGUGCGUGGACAAGCUCACCGAGCACAGCAAGGGCAGCGGGUUUGUUAAGUUUGAGCGCCAACACGACGCCGAUGCCUUCCUGGCGCUUCCACCCGACCAGUUGAAGAUGGAGGGCCAGGUACUGCAGGUGAAGCCGGCUCUGAAGAGAGAGAACCUGCAGACUGGGGGCAAGAAGCAGGCCAAGGAUAGCAGGAACCUGUACCUGGUUAAGGAGGGAGUGGUGGUCGCGGGUACUAAGGCAGCUGUCGGCGUGUCAGCAUCAGACAUGACCAAGAGACUGGCUCUGGAGCGGAGCAAGACGCAAAUGUUGAAGAAUCUUAACAGAUUCGUCUCCCGCUACCGCCUCGUAGUCUCCAACCUGCCGCCUCACUUCGACGACUCCCGCCUGCGCGCCGCCUGCGCCCGCGCCGCGCCCGCCUCCGCCGUGAUCGGGGAAGCGCGGGUGAUGAGGGACUUGAGGGCCCCCGUGCUGAAGGAUGGACGGCAUCCGUCUAAGGGCUACGGUUUUGUGAUGUUCAAUAAGCACGAAGACGCCUUGAUGUGUUUGAGGAAGUUGAACAACAAUCCAGAUAUAUUUGACAAGAAUAACCGUCCUAUAGUGUCGUUCUCAAUAGAAGACAGAACGGCACUGAACGCGCGAAAGAAGAGAUUAGAAAAGUCCAUAGCAAAUAACCCACAUGCAAACAAAACCUCAGAAGAAAACGAACAUUGCAAUCAAAAAGGGUACAGAAAACGGAAAAACAUGGACAGGCCCGACGAAAGCACCGUGAAACGAGGGAAAUUCGACAGAAGAAAUAAAGACCAAAAUCAACGAGAUGCGAGUCAAAACAAUAGAAAUAACCAAAAUCAAUAUGGCAACAAAAAACAGUAUAGCGGCAAUAAAUCUGGCCAAUUCGUCAGACCACAACCACAAACAAACCAGGAAUUCGGAGACUACACAGGAUUAACCUCAAAAGAAGGAACCCAACACAAAAUGAGGAGUAACCAUAAACUAAAGUUGCAGGCGAAUGUCCAUAGACAAACUGUCAAAGCCGAGAAAAAAAUGAACAAACACACGCAGAGAUUAAAGAUGGCCGCGAAAGAACGCGUCAAACAGCCGAAGCAGAAAGUGAAUAAAAAUCCCAAGAAGGGCCGAGAUAGCUUCACGGAAAGAAAGGUCCAGAAUGCUAUCAAGGAGUCAAGUAACUUCUCAGACCUUGUCAGUAAAUAUAAGAGUAAGCUUGCUGGUAACAGCUUAGACAGAGUUAAGGCUAAAUGGUAUGAGAGCUAGUCGUAAUUUUAAUUUAAUUCAUAUUUUUUCUCCAUGAUUAUUACUCCUCAGACUGGGUUAAAAAUGAAAUUACAUGUAUUUUGUAUAUAUGUAACUUUAUUUCCUACUAAAUAAAAGUGCGAAGAAAGUUGUUGUGUAAAUAUAUAAAACGGACUAUA
This is a messenger RNA of Plutella xylostella (diamondback moth), 2802 nucleotides long. RefSeq names its product RNA-binding protein 28. Lineage: Eukaryota; Metazoa; Arthropoda; Insecta; Lepidoptera; Plutellidae. The record is from RefSeq and is a predicted model, not a curated record. Gene Ontology annotation, molecular function: mRNA binding. Gene Ontology annotation, cellular component: nucleolus.